Misgurnus anguillicaudatus (oriental weatherfish) is the source of this 1992-nucleotide messenger RNA. RefSeq names its product makorin, ring finger protein, 2 (gene mkrn2). Gene Ontology annotation, biological process: protein polyubiquitination. Gene Ontology annotation, molecular function: metal ion binding; ubiquitin protein ligase activity. Lineage: Eukaryota; Metazoa; Chordata; Actinopteri; Cypriniformes; Cobitidae. The record is from RefSeq and is a predicted model, not a curated record.
GUUCACUGUCACCAAAAUGUCAACGCAGAGACGGAACCAAUAGCAACGUGUCUGCGAUCUAGCCGGGCUUAUUUUCCGGUUGCACAGAACCGCGGAGACAGUACAAACAUCAAAUUGGUUUACGGAAUAAAAUAUGUCAACGAAACAAGUGACCUGCAGAUAUUUCCUUAAUGGUGUUUGUCGGGAGGGGAGCAGAUGUAUGUUUUCUCAUGAUCUGAACACAAGCAGACCUUCAACUAUCUGUAAAUACUACCAGAGAGGAUUUUGUGCCUAUGGAGACAAAUGCAGAUAUGACCACGUCAAACCACAUGGCCGUGGCAGCGGGCCACCCGUAGACCACACUACCAGAGCCAGUACUGCAGGAGCACCAGUACCACCAUCAACCACGACAAAACAUGUCAAAAAACCACUAGUGUUGAGAGACAAAGAUCUAGGCUGUGACCCCACAGGUCGGGCAUACAGCGGAGGAAGCGCAGACUGUUGGGACUACAGCGCUCACGGCAAACCACACACUUACCUGGAUGCCAUCCGCUCGGGCCUGGAGAGUUCAGCCACUGCCAGCUCUUAUCCAGACAUGAGCCAACAGACUCAGCUGUGUCCGUACAUGGCAGCGGGGCAGUGUCACUUUGAAGACAGCUGCCCGUAUCUUCACGGCGAUAUGUGUGAAAUAUGUCAGCUGAGGGUUUUGGAUCCGCACGACCCUGAACAAAGGGCGGCGCAUGAAAAGAUGUGUAUGAUGGCCUUUGAGGUGGACAUGGAGAAAGCUUUCGCGGCCCAACAAAGUCAGGACAAGCAGUGCACCAUCUGUAUGGAGGUGGUGUAUGACAAAGUGUCUCCGUCAGAGCGUCGCUUCGGCAUCCUGUCCAGCUGCUGUCACACAUACUGUUUGAGCUGCAUCCGUCAGUGGCGCUGCGUCGAGCAGUUUAAGAACCAGAUUCGCAAGUCUUGUCCAGAGUGCCGUGUGGUUUCUGAGUUUGUCAUACCCAGUAUGUACUGGGUAGAAGAUCAGGAUGAGAAAAAUCGUCUCAUUGAAGCGUUCAAAUCUGGAGUCAGUAAGAAGCCGUGUAAAUACUUUGAUCAGGGUAGAGGAACGUGUCCAUUCGGAGGAAACUGUUUCUAUAUGCAUGCCUACCCUGAUGGGACACGGGCCGAACCCGACAAACCACGCAAACAACUCAGUGCUGAGGGCAGCGUCCGGUUUCUUAACUCGGUGCGUCUGUGGGACUUCAUAGAGGAGCGUGAACAGCGCGGUGUACCGCAGUAUGAAGAUGAAGUCAAUGAACUGGGAGAACUGUUCAUGCAGCUGUCAGGGGGCGGAGACGAGAGCGGCUCUUCAGCGUCACAUUGAUUACGUCAUACACAUACGGUUGCUCUUAAGUACCCGGUUAACUAACUACUAGGCAAUAAAAAUGUUUUCGCAGGUGAACGUUUCAUGUUAACAUUAGAGAUGGUUUCCUUAGAAGACAUUUUUACAAGUGCUACGUUUGUGUAUGAAACGAGUAUGAAACCAUAUAAAGCACCUGUAUCAUGUCUGUAGGCUGCUUUGUGUUCUCCUGACUUUCAUUAGGACUUGGCCAGAUUAACUACAUUUUUAACGUUCAACCCAAAGAUGAAUGUAUGGUCAAAAGAAAAUGAGAACUAAUAUGUCUGGCACAUUUUAAAAAAGCACUCGUAUGUGUAAAAAAAAUAAGUACAUGUUGCACUUUAUUACUGUUGGGCAACAUGCAAUACAUUACUGUGAUUUAAAAAGAAAAAUACACUUUUGUAACGUAUUUAUUCUUUGCCGAUACAUUGAUAUAUCUAUAUUUUUAGGACCGUUUGGGUGUAGAGGAUUCAUUUUGGACUCGAUCAAUCAGUAUCAUAGCACUGCAUUUAACUUACCUUGUGUACUCUUGUAGCCGAUCUCAUCAUAGGGGUUAUUCUGUAUUCUGUUUUAUGAAUUGUAUCGUUGAGUGACACUGGAAAGAGUGUAAUAAACAGUUUAGUGACUAA